AUGAAAAUGUAUGACUAUAGUUUGAUCUUUAAUAUUCCACCUAUGUGGUAUUUGAAAUCAAAUGGUAUUGAUUAUACUAUUGAAAAUCCGAGAAAAUUAUCUCUUUUGAAUUUGCUGACAUGGGCAAAUAAGACAUAUAUUGUCAAGGCCUUAAUUUUACUUGGUGUAAAUGACAAUUCGAUAGGAAUACAAGAAAAAAAGCUUCUAUAUACUGCUAUUCAUGAAAAUAAUGAAUAUAUUGUUAAAACGCUUAUUUCUCUUGGAUGCGAUAUCAAUGAAAGAGAUCAUAUGCAAUGGACUCCUCUUCAAUAUGCAGCAUUUGUUAAUUCAGAUAGAGUUGCAGAUAUUCUUAUUUCUCAUGGAGCAGAUAUCAACGCAAAAAAUGGAGAUGGCGAAACUGCUUUUAGAAUUGCAGCAAAAUUUAAUUGUAUAGAAGCAGCAUGUGUUUUGAUUUCCAAAGGGGCAGAAAUAAAUUUUAGAGAUUCGUUGGGAAAUAUUUUAAUUGAUUAUUAUGUUACAAAGUUUAAAAUAAAACGGUUCAUUGUUGGUUGUUUUAAAGCAAUUUAUAAAUUUAUCUAA
Molecule: messenger RNA, 579 nt
Organism: Trichomonas vaginalis G3
Lineage: Eukaryota; Parabasalia; Trichomonadida; Trichomonadidae
Product: proteasome regulatory particle assembly
Exons: 1
Coding region: 1-579 (192 amino acids)
Cellular component (GO): cytoplasm; nucleus
Molecular function (GO): protein binding
Source: RefSeq, a predicted model, not a curated record